GUUUCUUUUUUUUGUUGUAUUAAUAUGUGCGGGCAGUGAAGAAUUUUAUAUCGCUGUCACUAAGCAAAGUAAACAGUAGGGAAGCUUAAUUGUACAUUCGCCGCCACGCGGAUUGUGGUCGAUAAAAAAUUAAGAAAAUAUAACCUAGAAUAAUGUUAUAAUAAAAAUGAGGAGUGCGAUGCAUUAAAGUAAAAUUUAGAAUUGCAUUAUUAAAAUUUCGAUGAAAAUUAUGUCUAAAGCGUACCAAGGAUCGACCAAAUUUAGGAAUAAAUUAACACGAACGUAUAAAUAUAAGAAGAGAACUGGAAAAAUAAAGCAGAAAAAUAAAGCGGAUACAACAAAUGAAAUAAAAAAAGCUAGGAUUAUUAUUCGUAAUCUUUCCUUCAAAACUACGGAGGAAAAUAUUCGUCAUCUCUAUGAGCCAUUUGGAGAUAUUGAGGAAAUCAAGCUAUUAAAGCGCCCGGAUGGAACGCUGGUAGGAUGUGGAUUUGUUCAAUUUAAAAAUGUAAAUGAUGCUUCCAAAGCUAUUUUUAAAACAAACAAAUCAGAAUUCUUAGGUCGUACGAUAAGUUGCGAGUGGUCUAUUCCAAAAUCGGAAUUUGUUCAGAACUUGAAAGUCAAAGAAAUAAAAGAAGUGAAUGAGAACUUAAGAAAUGAAAGUACAAAAGAGUUGGAUAACGAUGAAAAUUUAUAUAAAAGUAAAACAAAAUUUUCAAAGAACCAUGAAAGAUCAAAAGCAGAGCUGAGGAAAUUGCAAAAAAUAAAAAAGAGGCAAAAAAGAUCGAGAAUCAUAAUUAGGAAUUUGCCCUUUACAGCCAGUGAGGAAUCUAUAAAGGAAUAUUUUACGAAAUAUGGUAAUAUCGAAGAAUUAAAGUUUUUAACAAAACCCAAUGGAACUCCAACGGGCUGUUGCUUUGUACAAUUUGAUCGUGUACAAAGCGCUGCUCAAACUGUGCAUCAUGAAAAUAUGAAAUCCUUUCUCGGUAGAACAAUAAUCAUAGACUGGGCCAUUCCGAAAAAUAAAUUUCAAACGUCCAGUGAAAAUGCAAACUGUAAUACAGAAGAACAUAAGGAUGCUGAAAUAUCAAUAAAAGAAGAAGAGACUGAAAAUAAUGAAAAUGAAAUCAAAAUUAAGGAAGAAAUUGACAGUGACGAAGAACGAAUCAAAGAGGAAGUGGACAAUACUAAACAAGAAACUGAUGAUAAUAAGAGGGAUGAAUUUAGCAAUGACGAAGAUAACGAUGAUGUUGAAGGUACCGAUGAUAAAAAAAACAUAAAGUUAGAAUUUGAUAAUGAGUCUACGGUCCCUCAUCCUCGACGGAUUUCUAACGAUGUAAACGAAGGCAAAACUGUUUUUAUAAAGAACGUUCCCUUCUCCGCAACAAAUGAAAUUCUUAAAGAAUGCAUGCUACAAUUUGGACCAGUUUAUUAUGCUUUAAUAUGUAUCGAUCGAUUGACAGAGCAUUCGAAAGGAACGGCAUUUGUUAAAUUUAUAAAUAUAGAGGAUGCAGAAAAAUGCUUGGCAGCAGGAACGGAAUUAAAAAUACAUGAUCAGGUUCUCGAUCCGCACAAAGCACUUCAUAGAGAUGAAAUAAAAGUAAAAGCUGAACAGAAGAAGAAUACUGUUAAAGAUUCGAGAAAUCUUUAUUUAGUGAAAGAAGGAGUGGUUUUUGCUGGUUCGGCAGCUGCUCAAGACGUAUCAGCCUCGGACAUGGCACACCGACUACAGCUCGAGCAAUGGAAAUCGCAAAUGUUACGAAAUUUAAAUAUGUUCGUUUCGAGAGUCCGUUUAGUCAUACAUAAUUUGCCGGAGAGUACCGACGACGCUAAGCUACGCCAGCUCUUUAAAAAUCAUAGUAAUCCAAAAGCGGUAAUUACCGAGGCUCGUGUGAUGCGAAAUUUAAAGAACGUAGACGCUAAUAAGGUUGGCAAGUCCAAAGAAUAUGGCUUUGUAUCCUUCAAACUUCACGAGGAUGCUCUCAAUGCGCUUAGGAGCAUUAACAACAAUCCGAAUAUUUUCUCAAAAGCCAAGAGGCCCAUCGUUGCUUUCUCAAUUGAAAAUCGAGUAAUGGUGAAUGCGAAAAAACGACGAAUCGAAAACAGCCGACAGCGCAACCCUUUGUAUAAUAAUUACGAUAAGCAAGGCGAAAAAAACCAAGUGGCAAGCAACAAAGUGAAAGGAAGUAAAGAACGCGCGAAGCGGAGAAAACAGUCGGGGAGCAGAAGGUCGUCCGAAAAUGCAGAGAACGAAGAUGUGGAAUCUUUCGUCGGUACGACAAGUAAAAUUGGCGUUAACAAAAUGAAUAGUAAAUUCUUCCUGAAGAAACAGGCGCAAAUCCAUAACGAUAACAUGAAGGAGCGCAAGAGGAGGCUGAGGACCACCAAGCAAUUGAUAAUGAUGAAGAAGGAGCAGAGAUUGAACAAAAUGAACAUGAAGCCGAAGCAAGGCAGUAAGAAGCCGGACGCGGACGAGAUCAACUUCAACAAAAUCGUUAAAAAUUACAAGAAUAAAAUAUCGUCAGCUGCUAAGGAUUUGAAAACGAAGUGGUACGAGACUCGAGGACAAGGAUAGUCGCUAUUAUAAUUCUCUGUAUUUGAAAAUAAAAAAUCAACUGCCAAGUUGAAAAAAGCAGGCUAGAUGAGCGGCAAUCGUAACAAAGAAAC
Ceratosolen solmsi marchali is the source of this 2664-nucleotide messenger RNA. RefSeq names its product RNA-binding protein 28. Lineage: Eukaryota; Metazoa; Arthropoda; Insecta; Hymenoptera; Agaonidae. The transcript is spliced from 9 exons. Gene Ontology annotation, cellular component: nucleolus. Gene Ontology annotation, molecular function: mRNA binding. The record is from RefSeq and is a predicted model, not a curated record. Bases 221 to 2572 code for a protein of 783 amino acids.